CAGACUAAGAAUAUGUGGCCUCUGGCUGGGAUCCCAAGGACGGGUUUGUGUGGGGACACCGGGGUCCUCUUGGCUGAGAAACAAAGCAGGCCAAGUUGUCAUGGAUGUCGAUCCCUUAGCCAAACAAUCUGUUCCAGGCUGCUACUCUCUGUUUUUACUCUCCAAUUCAGAGACAAGGGUUUGAAAUAAUUCAUGCAAAAAGCAUGUUUACUGGGCGAGCAGGGAGAGCGUUGCACAGCUUGUUGAGUGAGUCCUCAUUUCAACAGAUAUCUGCUCUCUUUGCACAGCUGUAUUGGGCUGCUAGAUGUGAAUAAUAAACAGGGGGUCCCUACCAACCCCCCAUCACUGAUAGCUUGGGAUACAUUCAUGUGUCACGGUUCAUUUGUGCUAAUUUAAGUCAUUCAGAGGAACAUACAUCGUAGAGACGUAAUAUUAAUUCUAACAAUUGUAUUUGCUUGUCUACAUUUCUUAUGGGCUAAUUAGCAAAAACUGGGCUUCUUUUGGAUUUGAUAGUUCAGGGCCCCGAGGAAGUUUCAAAAAUAGGACACAGCCAGAUGUGUUGAGGGUGAACUUGAACAUCUGGUGGCUCUUUUUAGCAGCUUUUUAGCUCACUGUUUUGAUUUUCACUCCCCAAACAUUUAAUGCUUGGAUGCAAACUCCUCUUAUCUAAUUACUUAUUUUCAAUGAAACAGCGUUUAAAAACCCACUACCUGUCAGGAAAAGCAAAUGGCACACACACACGCACACACAAUUUUACCAACUAAAAUCCAGCUCGCAGGCACACAGGCUAUGCUAACACCAAGCUAGCCGGGGAACACGGCUAACGCUCCCUCUCCCCGCCAGAGGGCGACAGCGGGCUCCAAGCGAAUAGAAGAAGAAGAAGAAGCAGCAGCGGGACCACCACCGAGGAAGAGUGAAAUGCCCGGGUUGUCAUGUGCUCUGCCGACAGACGGACUGGUGGUCAGCUGACGGAUCCGUGUCGCCGAUGUUUACUUUCUCGUUAACCUGCCUUUUCUCUGAAUGAAUGCGGCGGAAUGCUUCGUCGAGGAGAACCAUGGUAGUCGUCAACUCGGUGCUCAAGCUGCUGCAGAGGCAGACGUACACUUGCCUGUCCCAUCGCUAUGGGCUUUACCUCUGCUUCGGGGGGAUGGUCCUCAUGAUAGUUUCCGCUUUUCAGUUCGGAGAGGUGGUGGUGGAGUGGAGUAGGGACCAGUAUCAUGUACUGUUUGACUCCUACAGAGACAAUGUGGGUGGAAAAUCAUUCCAAAGCAGGCUGUGUCUGCCCAUGCCCAUCGACGUGGUGUACACCUGGGUGAACGGCACGGACGUCGCUCUGCUGAAGGAGCUGAAGACGGUCAAAGAGCAACUGGAGGAGGAACAGAGAGCCCUGAGGGAACGUCUGGGGAAGAACACAAGUGAGACAACCGAAGUGCCAAAAGAGAGUGUUAAGCUCGAGUGUCUGCUGUCCCACUGCAUCAUGGCGCCCAUGCUGGCCCUGGACCCGCCCCCGCCCGCCAACCUCACGCUCAAAGAGCUGCCGUCGCUCUCGCCCGCCUUCUCCGCGGCCAAAGAGCUGCUGCUGAUGAACAAAGCCUUCCACACGUCCACCACCGUCUCCGUGGUCGUCUUCCACUCGCAGGCUGAGGCUGAUAAAGCCUUUACAGAUGUGUCCAAAGAAGACCAGAAGUUCUCUGUGUCCAGAUGUUAUCUGACCACGGACAAAGAGGCUCCGGGUCUGAUCCGCAUGCAGUCUCUGGCCUACCUGAGCGGCUUCCCGGCAUCUUUUAAGGAAACGGAGCAGCUGAGAGUCAAACUGCCCUCCGUCAUAACAAAUAGCCUCAAGCAGUUUGAGUUGUACUCUGAGGCCGGCGUCGCGCUGCUCCAUCUGAAAACCCCGCAGGACUUCACCGAUCUGACCCAGCAGGCGAAAAAGAACCUGACCCUGGACGGAAAAGAGUUAACGAUCAGCCCCGGCUACUUGUUCUGGGACCUCACCGCCAUCUCACAGUCUAAACAGGACGAAGACGUGUCCGCCAGCCGAUUCGAGGACAACGAGGAGCUCCGCUAUUCGCUGCGCUCCGUGGAGAGACACGCCCCCUGGGUGCGACACAUCUUCAUCGUCACUAACGGGCAGAUUCCCUCUUGGCUCAACCUGGACAACCCCAGAGUUACAGUUGUCCCCCAUCAGGAUAUCUUCCUGAACAGCAGCCACCUCCCAACUUUCAGCUCCCCUUCCAUAGAGACCCACAUCCACCGUAUCCCAGGGCUCUCUCAGAAAUUCAUUUAUCUCAACGAUGAUGUGAUGUUUGGAAAAGACGUCUGGCCGGACGACUUCUACAGCCACUCCAAAGGACAAAAGGUGUAUCUCACCUGGCCUGUCCCCAACUGUGCUGAGGGCUGCCCAGGAUCCUGGAUCAAAGAUGGCUACUGUGACAAAGCUUGCAACAACUCUGCCUGUGACUGGGACGGAGGAGACUGCCUCGGAGCCGCGGGAAACGGUCGGUUUGGGGCCGGCGUCGGCGGUGCCGGGCCCGGUGGAGGUGGUGGACAGGUGUGGCAGUUUGCAGGUGGUUUAGGGGGUCUUGGGGCAACGUCGUACUGUAAUCAAGGCUGCGCCAACUCCUGGCUGGCGGACAAGUUCUGUGACCAGGCCUGCAAUGUCCUCUCCUGUGGGUUUGACGUGGGAGACUGUGGCCAAGAGCACUUCACCGAGCUGCUUCGUGUGACGCUAAUGAGGAACCAGAGCCUCUACACGCUCCCGGUCGGUGAAACUAGGCCAUAUUUCAGUUUUGAAAGACUGGCCCGCAGAAUCUCCGAGGCCCACGUCAGCGACAACCCGGCGCUCCGCCACUCCUCCGUCGCCAACAAGUGGAAGACUAUUCACCUGCUGCUCCACCCGGGUCACAACGCUACGCAGCUCCAGUACAAUCUGACCUUCCAGAGAGACGACGCCACCGAGUUCGUAAUGAGCUUCAGCGUGGCCGUCGACACCCGCGAGGUGCCUCAGGCUAACGUGUCCCAGGCUGCCAGCAAGGACAGCGACCAGGACCCGAAGCCGACCUCGACUCCGGAGCCAACGGUCCCGUUCGCGGACGUUCCCGAGGACCAACGCGGCCCCAGGAUCCAGAAGAGCCAACCCGGUGAGCCUCUAGUUGUCGUAGAAGCGCCUUCGCUGAAUGUGUCGCUUCUACCGGCUGCUGUGCAAAGCGAGCUGCAAAAGCUGGAGGAGAAGCUUCUGAUCGGUGACAUUACUGUGAAGGGUUAUAACCUCACGAAGGCUGGACUUCUAAAACCUUACAAGGCACUGGCUCAGAAGCAACAGGACAUCGAUUCGCCACCAGCCAGUGAGGGGGAAGAAAAGGCCAAGGGAAAACCUGACGAGGACCUGGAGGGAAAACCACCAGCUGAAGAGAAAGCAGAAAAUAUCAUCCAGAAAAAUCCAAACUCCAAAGAGGAAAUACCCUGGAAAGACAUUCCCCAUACUGAUAAGUAUGAAGAAGACGCUCCCGAACACUAUGCGCUUAAUACUGUGAUAGAAAGGCCAAUGACUUCCAAACUGCUGGGCAGUAUUUCCAAAUCCAAGAAGCCAGAAGACCCUGCAGAAGGAGCUCCUUUAGGGAGGAGACUGCUGCACUUCAUCUCUGCAGACAGAGGCUUCCUGCCGUGGGAGAGGAGGAAAUACUUCCAGAAACUGCUUGAGGAAGAGGAGCGACUGCAGAGAGAAGUGUCGUUUGAGGCCGACGGCGACGCCACACGACGAAGGCUGCAGGACACUUUUGCCGACUCCCUGCGCCACGUCAACAAGCUGCUCAACGGCCAGUUUGGAUUCACGUCCCGCAAGGUCCCCGCACACAUGCCUCACAUGAUCGACCGCCUCAUCAUGCAGGAGCUGCAGGACACAUUCCCAGAGGCGUUUGACAAGACGUCAGGCCAUCGCGUCCGUCACCCAGAGGACAUGCAGUUCGCCUUCUCGUACUUCUACUUCCUGAUGAGUGCUCAGCAGCGGCUCAACGUGUCCGAGGUGUUUGACGAGAUCGACACGGACCACUCCGGCGUCCUUUCCGACCGCGAGAUCCGCACUCUGGCCACACGGAUCCACGAGCUGCCGCUCAGCCUCCAGGACUUGACAGGCCUGGAGCAGAUGUUGAUAAACUGCUCCAAGACUCUCCCGACUAACCUGACCCAGCUGCACCUGGUGAACCCAACGCAGGAGGCCUACUAUGACCCAAGCAUGCCUCCUGUCACUAAAGGCCUCGUCCUGUACUGCAAGCCCAUCACAGAACGCAUCCAGAAAGCCUUCAAGGACCAGAAUAAGUACAAGUUUGAGGUCAUGGGGGAGGAGGAGAUAGCUUUCAAGAUGGUGCGGACCAACGUCUCCCAUGUGGUUGGACAGUUGGAUGACAUUCGGAAGAAUCCCAGGAAGUUCAUCUGUCUGAAUGAUAACAUCGACCACAGCCAUAAGGACGCUUCCACUGUGAAAGCUGUGCUGAGAGACUUCUAUGAGUCCAUGUUCCCACUGCCUUCCCAGUUUGAACUGCCAAGAGAGUAUCGCAACAGAUUCCUGCAUAUGGAGGAGCUCCAGGAGUGGCGAGUAUAUCGGGACAAGCUGAAGUUCUGGACGCACUGCGUCCUCGUGACCCUCGUCAUCUUCACCAUCAUGUCGUUCUUUGCUGAGCAGCUGAUUCUGUUAAAGCGAAAGUUGUUCCCAAGACGCAGACUCUGUGCAGCCUCAGAAGGGAGGAUUUAGCCCGGAGGGGAGCUGGGUGGAAACGGGAACCCGAAGCCCUGCGUACUUGUGUUGCAUCAGCACGUACAGCGGAUAGACACUCACGUGAGAUGGGGAUGAAGUAUUUUUUUCUUUUUUAUAAGACAAUGGCUGGGGCUGGUCUGUGAAAGAACACCAACACACAUUUGAAAUUACACAAACACUCCAAUCUGCACCACCCUCCUCGCUCCUGCCAUGUUUUAUAUUGACAGCAGCUGCCAGGACUUGUUGUCGUUGUUUGUGCAGCGAAUGAGUUUUACUAUGAAAUCCACAAACUGUUGUGUUUAAAGCUCAAAUGAUUAGAAGACCGAUAUUCUGAUCACAAUCUGUUAAUCGUUUGAAGCAGUUUUUAAGGAGCAAUGCCAAACAUUUGUUGUUACCUGCUUCUUACAUCGGACUAUUUUCUGUUUUUGUAUUGCCGACAGUUGAUUAUCUUUGGGUUUUGGACAGCUGGUCAAACAAAACACUUUUCAAGAGAUACGGUUUGUGUCCCGGGAAGGCGUGCAAAGCUUUUUGACAAAGGAGAGAAAUGAAACGUGGGGGAAAACAGUGGAUCGGUACACAGACGACAAAUGUAGCCCUGGUUAGUGUUUGGCUUUUAACACUACGGCUUCAUUUUAAGGAAAUUAUGUUAAAAGGUACAAACAAUAACUCUUAAAUGUUGGUUGUUGGUCUGUCUAUGAAUAACAUGCAAACUUGAAGUGCCUUCGUUGUUCAUUCCUGCUUGUCUGAACAUUUUUUUAUUUUUCUGUCACCCUUUUUCAAGUGAUUUACAAUCAGAACAAUGGGAUUAUAGGAUUAUGUGAGUCUUAAUGUGGUUUGAAUUGAUAAGUGAACACGUAAUGCUUUUAUAGCCUCCUGUAUUCGUGUCCCUGUGGGACUCAACAGGCUCGCUACUGUCUGAAAUUCAGACUCCCUCAGCAUGAUCGGUAACGUAUUUUGAUUGUAUUAUUGUGACAGUGAGCCUGGUGACCGAUGCUUCUGAUUUGAAUGCUGCAGAAUGUAAACAUCGCCUCCGACUGGGCUCGUCAACCGCCCCACCUUUAUUGUAUUAUCCUGAAUUGUCAAUUGUUCUUUUAAGAUGACGACAAAAAAGGAAAAAGUGACAUGUCGAUGUCGUCAGCAUUUUACCGCUGGCGUAACAGUCUUGAUGUACUCUAUGACGUUAGCAGGCGAGGCGAUGAUUUUACAUUCCCGGACAAUAGGAAUCGCUCAGAUUUGCAUUGGUUCAAUAACGCUCACUGACUAAAAUAAAAAAGCGUGUCUUGUUUCA
Messenger RNA from Gasterosteus aculeatus aculeatus (three-spined stickleback), 6038 nucleotides. RefSeq names its product N-acetylglucosamine-1-phosphate transferase subunits alpha and beta (gene gnptab). NCBI's taxonomy places the organism in Eukaryota, Metazoa, Chordata, Actinopteri, Perciformes, Gasterosteidae. Gene Ontology annotation, biological process: N-glycan processing to lysosome; carbohydrate phosphorylation. Gene Ontology annotation, cellular component: Golgi apparatus. The record is from RefSeq and is a predicted model, not a curated record. Gene Ontology annotation, molecular function: calcium ion binding; UDP-N-acetylglucosamine-lysosomal-enzyme N-acetylglucosaminephosphotransferase activity.